Messenger RNA from Lodderomyces margitis, 1452 nucleotides. It is a transcript of the gene ADE13, whose product is annotated as adenylosuccinase. Gene Ontology annotation, molecular function: N6-(1,2-dicarboxyethyl)AMP AMP-lyase (fumarate-forming) activity; (S)-2-(5-amino-1-(5-phospho-D-ribosyl)imidazole-4-carboxamido) succinate lyase (fumarate-forming) activity. Gene Ontology annotation, cellular component: cytosol. The record is from RefSeq and is a predicted model, not a curated record. Gene Ontology annotation, biological process: 'de novo' AMP biosynthetic process. The transcript has a single exon. NCBI's taxonomy places the organism in Eukaryota, Fungi, Ascomycota, Pichiomycetes, Serinales, Debaryomycetaceae. Bases 1 to 1452 code for a protein of 483 amino acids.
AUGGUUUCCGAAUACGACAAAUAUGCAACUCCAUUAUCUUCGAGAUACGCAUCGGAGGAGAUGUCCGCCAUCUUUUCCCUUAGAAAUAGGUUUUCCACGUGGCGUAAAUUAUGGUUGAAUUUGGCCAAAGCUGAACAAGAAGUUGGAUUGGACAUGAUCACCGAUGAGGCAAUUGAGCAAAUGUCGAAACACUUGACCAUUACCGAUAAGGAGAUUCAAGAUGCUGCCGUUGAAGAGAGUAAAGUGCGUCAUGAUGUUAUGGCCCACGUUCACGUCUUUGGUGAAACUUGUCCUGCUGCCGCCGGUAUUAUCCAUUUAGGAGCUACUUCAUGUUUUGUUACUGAUAAUGCCGACUUGAUCUUUUUAAGGGAUGCAUAUGACAUUUUGAUUCCUAAAUUGGUUAACGUUAUUGACAGAUUGAGCAAAUUUGCUUUGGAGUAUAAGGAUUUGCCAGUUUUGGGAUGGACACAUUUCCAACCAGCUCAAUUAACCACCGUUGGUAAAAGAGCCACUUUGUGGUUGCAAGAGUUAUUAUGGGACUUGAGAAACUUUGUUAGAGCCAGAAAUGAUAUUGGGUUGAGAGGUGUCAAAGGUACCACCGGUACCCAAGCCUCAUUCUUGUCAUUGUUUCACGGUAACCAUGAUAAAGUCGAAGAGUUGGACAAACGUGUUGUUGAAUUAUUAGGAUUUGACACUGUUUAUCCAGUUACGGGACAAACUUAUUCACGUAAGAUUGACAUUGAUGUGUUGGGACCAUUGGCUAGCUUUGGUGCUACUGCACACAAAUUUGCCACUGACAUUAGGUUGUUGGCCAAUUUGAAAGAAAUUGAAGAACCAUUUGAAAAGUCACAAAUCGGGUCUAGUGCCAUGGCAUACAAGCGUAAUCCAAUGAGAUGUGAACGUGUUUGUUCGUUGGCUAGACAUUUGGGAGGUUUGUUUAAUGAUGCAGUUCAGACUGCUUCAGUACAAUGGUUUGAAAGGACUUUGGAUGAUUCAGCAAUUAGAAGAAUCAGUUUACCUUCUGCAUUUUUAACUGUUGAUAUUUUGUUAUCAACAAUGUUGAACAUUACAUCAGGUUUGGUUGUUUACCCUAAAGUAAUUGAACGUAGAAUCAAUUCCGAAUUACCAUUUAUGGCUACUGAGAAUAUUAUUAUGGCCAUGGUUGAGAAAGGUGGCUCAAGACAAGAUUGUCAUGAGGAGAUUAGAGUCUUGUCUCAUCAAGCUUCAGCUGUCGUUAAACAAGAAGGUGGCGACAAUGAUUUAAUCGAGCGUGUUAGAAACACCGAAUAUUUCAAGCCUAUUUGGAACGAAUUGGAUGAGUUAUUGAAUCCAAGCACUUUUGUUGGUAGAGCUCCACAACAAACUGAAAAAUUCGUCCAGGAGGAUGUUGCCAGGGCUUUACAGCCAUUUGAAAAGUACAUUACUGAAGAACAGGUUGCAUUAAAGGUUUAA